This is a messenger RNA of Lolium rigidum, 1809 nucleotides long. RefSeq lists its product as uncharacterized. The record is from RefSeq and is a predicted model, not a curated record. The transcript is spliced from 14 exons. Lineage: Eukaryota; Viridiplantae; Streptophyta; Magnoliopsida; Poales; Poaceae. Bases 1 to 1809 code for a protein of 602 amino acids.
AUGCUAAGAGUUAAGCGAAGAGCUAGAGGCUCAAAUGGACAGCAAGAAAACCGCAAGCGUGUAAAAGAAGUAUCCAGCAUCUUUAGUGGUUGUAAAGAUACGGUAGAGAGCAUUAAACAAAAACUCUGUUGGAAAGAACUCAGUCAAGAACUUGCUACAAAGUUUUCCGCAAGCAUCGUCUCGCUUGCUUCAUUUGAUGGAGACAAGCUGCAUUAUGAAAGCACAGGCAUAGUUGUUGAAAACAGUUUGCGUAAUACAUGUAUUCUGACCUCCUCAGCUUUGGUUAGCACAUCAGAUCGUGAACGCAGGUUCAUCUAUAGACUGAAGAUAAAGUUACGCCUUCCAAAUAACCAAGUGGUUGAUGGGUGGAUACAACAUUAUGAUUUGCCUUUCAGUAUGGUUGUUGUGGUCACUAGAUAUUCCCCUGAUCUUCAUACAGUAUGUUUCAGUAACAGCGUGAAAGUCCAGCGGCAUACUGAUUUGUUAGCUCUAAAGCGUUGUUUCGAGUCAGGUAAGUUAAUGCAAACACAUGGGGUACCGAAUGACGACCCUAGUAAAAUUGACAGCAAAGGGUCUAUGUUGUCCACAUGCAAAAUUACUAUGGAUGGAAGUGGUGGUCCACUUGUUGAUCUCAAUGGGAAUAUUGUUGGGAUGAAUGACUAUCAUGAUCAGGAAGGAACUCCAUAUUUGCAAGGAAGUAAGAUUGAUGAAUGUUUGAGGGAUGUUCGGAUACGUAGGGAUGAAAUUCAACGACAUUGCUGGCAAAAUUUUACCAGUGCUUUUAAGCACCAUUGGGAAGGUAGCUCCAAUCAAAAUGGUUAUAGUGGGGGAAGUGAAAGUAAUAACCAGAAACAAUUUUUAUCAUCUAAACCUGAGCCACAAGAAUUUACUGAGGAUGUACCUACACCAGAGCUCAUUGAUGAUGAGCAUAAGCGUAUUCUAGUUCCCUGGCCAUCUGAUGGAUUUACAAAGAUGGUAAAUGCUCUCUUAAAUAAAGAUGGUUAUCCCUUACCAGCUUAUGCUGAUGGACGCAUGCGUUUGGAAGGUCAUUUUGAAGAGGAAUUUGGCAGAGAUAUCCUGAGUGAACCUGCUAGAAAAAUUGCUUUAAAGAUGUCUCGAAGUGUUGUUGCACUCGCUUCAUUCAGUCGCGAUUGUAAGGUCAAGAAAAGGCGUUUUGCUUGCACAGGUGUAUGUCUAGACUUCAAUGGAUCCACAUCCACCACAAGAGUUCUGACUUCAGCAAGCUUGGUUAGAACUUCUGGUGAUGAAGACAAGAUUUUUGAUAACUUAGAGAUUAGAGUGUGUCUUCCAAGUGAGGAGUGCAUUGAAGGGAAAUUAGAAAAAUAUGAUUUCUACUACAAUUUCGCUGUUAUCAGCUUCCCGUUUCGCUGUAAUCGUCCAGCAAUGUUGGUUGAUGCACCACAAACUGAGGUAUUAGCUCUCGGCCGUGUCUUCAAAUCAGGCAAUAGUAUGGCUACAGAGGGGUCAGUGACCGGCAAAAAAUGCAAUUUUGGUUGCGAAGAGCUUAAGAUCUCCUCAUGUAAAAUCACCAAGGCUGGAAUUGGAGGGCCCCUUGUUGAUUUUAAGGGGAAUGUUGUUGGCAUGAACUUCUAUGACACAGAAGGGACUCCUUACCUGCCAAGUAAGAUAAUUCUGAAAGUAUUGAGGAGUUUUGAUGCAGAGCGGCCUGUUGCUGCUGGUAUUACAAGGAAGCCUAACUGUAGUUGGCCGGUGCCGAAGCCAUAUUGGUAUUACCCGAGUGAACAUCGUUGUAAGACUGGAAAAAUUAAGUUAUAUAAAUAUGAUUAA